CGCGCAAGCUUCCAUCCUCAUCGGGGUGAAUGUCUGAAUGGAGAUGUCAAGCAGUAUGGACAUCCGUUCCUUUCUCGGCGAGAACCUCCGUAAUGGAUCUAACCUAUCUUAUGAAUCCACAUGCAGAAUCCAGGAUGGCUUUCUGAUGGAGACCCUGCCUGUUAUGUACUCCAUCACCGCCGCCAUCGGUUUCGUUAGCAACCUCCUGGCAUUUUGGGUGUUCACUUUUGGCAGACUGAAGACCAACUCCAUCACGGUCUACAUGAAGCACCUCGCCAUCGCCGAUCUCUUGCUCUCCCUCUGUUUGCCCUUCCGGGUGGCUUUCCAAAAGCACAGCGGCCCACUUGCUUUCUGCAAGGUGGUAGGCAUGAUCUUCUACAACACCAUGUACGUCAGCAUUCUGCUUCUCAGCUUGAUCAGCCUGGACCGCUACUUCAAAAUCAUCAAGCCCCUUAAACAGUUCCGAAUCCACACGACGUCCUUCAGCUUCACCAUGUCCAUGGUGGUGUGGAUCAUCUGCUUCAUCACAAUGCUUUGCUUCCUUUUGGAUUCUAAUAAAAGUGGACCCUGUGACCACAAGUGCUUCCAUUUCAAGUACAGGAGCACCAGCGGAGGCAUACUCAAUAUGUUGGUGGUGGCUUUUUUCUUCCUUCUGCUCUUCUUUCUCCUUUAUUCCUACGGUAAAAUCUCGCUCAGGCUCCGCGCGGUCUCUUUGAAGCAAACCCAGCAGCGCAGAAAAACGAUGAGCACCAGAAUUGUGAUAAAGACUUUUGUGGUUUUGGUAGUCUUCAUCGUAUGCUUUGUCCCCUACCAUGUGGUCAGGAUACCCUACAUCCUUGCCCAAAUGAGGAUCGUUUCUGAACAGAACAUCCAGGCCCUCCACCUUGCCAACGAAUUGGUCCUUUGCAUUUCAACCCUCAACUGUUGUUUUGACCCUGUGAUUUUUUGCUUUCUGUCCAGCAGUUUUAAGAGAUCCUUGCUGAACAUCACUCUCCGAAAGCUGAAGUGGGUUUCUCAAAAAAAUAACCAGAGAGCAUUGUACGUCAAAUAAUCCAUCACAGACUUCGAGGUAGAGAAAGGACUAUAAGUUGCGUAACUAGGAAUAAACUUCUGGAUAGGAAUUCUUCCUGCUAGAUCAGCCUUCUUCAAGAUGGCGAGGACCAGAAGUUGCGAUGAAUAAAAGCCCUAGUUAAGGAUCUUUUUUUUUUUAAUCCAACAAGUCCAGAAAACACCAGGACCCAGAAACCUGAAUUUAGACAUCGCUCGGUGAAAAUAUCGAUGUAUGUUAAGAGGAGACACAAGCUAUGAACAGGAUUUUUAGUCCCUGCUGAGGAUGUGCUCUAUUUGAAUUUUUGUUUUCCUGAGAAAACCACAGACCAAGCAAAAAAGGAGAUGAAUGAUAAAAAUAAUUCGUGAGUGCUGACAAAUUGUCUAGGCCAGGGGUCGGCAACUCUCAAAGAGCCAUUUGGAUCCGUUUCCCACAGAAAAGAAAACACCGGGAGCCACAAACCCCUUCCCGUGCCUGACUAUUUUAUCUGAGCAGCCACAGAACUAGCAUAUGUAGUUGAAUUAAACGUUCUGUUUUCUUCUGAAACUUUUCUUUUCUUGGAUUUAUCCAUGGUUGGCCUACCGGGGGUCAAAAAGCUCAAUAAAUUGUGUGUCGGCAGAUAUCACACCUUGGUGGUUCUAAUAUUUUGAGCAACAGGGAGCCGCAGCAGAGGGUUGAAAGAACUGCGGGUUGCUGACCCCUGGAAAACUGAGCGUGUUCCUUUUAAAAGCUUGUCAAGCUGUUCUUAUAGUCUUAAAAUUUUUGUUUAUGCUUGGGCAAUAUCUUCUCUCACGGUUCCACUUCUUAGGAAACAGGAAAUAUGCUGACCAUUAUCUUCGGCAUAAUUUUUCUAGCACCUUUUAAACAGAAACAGGGAACCAAAGGUUUAAGAAGGCCCUAAGCUAUUGAAAUGCAUCAUUAUUUUUGGCUUCUUUGUAAAACUCAGUUUUCUACAUAUUUAUCUCUAGAUUAAGGAAUGUUGCUUGAAAAUGAUUUCUUGUAAGUCCUUAUUUGCUUACAGUAACCCUUUAAAUGGAAACAAUAAUUCUUGGAAGACAUUUCUCUUCACCUCUAGGAAGGAAACAAAACCUUCUAAGAAUUAUUGUGAGUUUGAAUAGAACUGGGUAUUUCUAUAUGUCAGAUUUGGGGAUUACUAAAAAUGGGGGAAAGCUUCUAUUGCUGAAUGUUAGACAUCUUAUGGACGAUGAGAUGAAAACCCAAUAUUUACAAUUGGUUAAAAAUGAUGUUUCAUUUAAAGAAUUUGGAGAAAGUGAUGAUAAUUUUUACUGGAGAGGAAUUACAUUGGAUGCUUUGGUUUUUCAAAACAAAGAUCCCAAUAGACUUGCAGUGAUUCUUGAGGCUUAAAAGUGCUAAAAUCGAAGGGUUAACAUGCUUUGCGCUGAAGUAGCAAGUUCAAGAAAGAUGUGCGGUGAGGACUAUCACAUUGCAAAAUCUUACUUAUGCAACGUACAAUUAUAACUGCAAAAAGCGAUCGUUUUUUUUGCUCUGCACUCACGGGUGUUCAGAAAAAUAUUUAACUAGAAAAUUCUUGCCACGGCAACGCAAGGUUUUCUGCUUGUUAUUUCUUUCAUGUCAUGUAAUCCAGGGUUAGAUUACUUUUACUCUGUUUUCAUUUGGAUUAUGGGGUGGAAUUGAGUCUGGAUUCCCAGGAGGGAGGGGCUGCAUUCCAGAGAACCAAGAGGCAACAAAGUCUAGAAAGUUUGGUGGGAGAAACUUAAAACAGCUCCUCCUUAGAAGUUCUCAGAGUAUAUUUUUAAUAAUGCAAGUAGUUUGCUUUUAAUUUGGCAAGAUUUCUGUCUAGAGGUGAGGAAAAAUAAAGAAAUCUGUUUUGAAGUGAUUCAGUUUGUCUUUCUUAGCUUUAGAACCGCACAGAUAAAAAAACAUCUUAAAAAAAAAAAUAGCCAGAGAAAUUCAACAGUAAGUCUUGUUGGAAAAGGCACCUAAGUUUCUGUUAGUUUUCCUUAGCUAGGUUGUCUUUGACUUACAACCAUGAUGGAGCCCAAAGUUUCUGUUGCUCGGAGAAUUUUGCCCUGUUUUACGACUUUUCUUGCCACAGUUGUUAAGUGAAUCACUGCCGUUAAUUUAGUCGCACAGUUUUUAAGUGACUCUGCCUUUGCUUGUCAGAAGGUCGCAGAAGGGGAUCAUGUGACCCCAGGACACUGCAGCCGUCAUAAAUACGAGUCAGAGGCUAAGUAUCUGAAUUUUGAACACGUGGCCCCGGGGAUGCUGCAAUGGUCAUAAGUCUGAAAACUGGUCGUAAAUCACUUUUUUCAGUGCCGUUGUAACUUUGAAUGGCCAGUAAGUAAAUGGUUGUAAAUGGAGGGCUACCUGCAGGGGUGAAAUGCUACUGGUUCGCAUCAGUUCGGGCGAACUGGUAGCUGUCGUGUCCCACUCCUCCGCUGACAGCCAGGUCAGGGAAAUCCGAAUCAGGCUUGCCUCUGCAGCUCUGCCCAAAGUCCUAACAAAGUCCUCAGAGCAGGCAGGAGACCAGAAAGUGACUUCAGCAAGAUAAGUUCGACUUUUGCCUGACUCAGAGACUGCCAGAAAGCAGAUCCUUUAUAUAGGCCAUGGGGUGUGGCUCCAUGACUCAGCACUUAUCCAGGCCUGCCCCUCCCUUCCCUCUGUUGCCUCCGCCUCUCCAAUCUUCUGAUGCGAGGGUCACUCCAAUCAGCAGCUGUUGGAAAUAAACCUUCCUCAGGCUCACAUGCUGUGGAGGAGGGGGAGGGGUCUAGCUGCUCCAUUUGCCUGGGCAUAGAGCCAGGGCUGGGGCCGGGGGGUGCUCCCUCCUCUGCAGCCUGUUUGGGCAUAGAGCCAGGGCUGGGACCGGGAGGUGCCCCCUCCUCUUCAGCUUGUCUGGGCAUGGAGCCAGGACUGGGGCCGGGAGGCAUACAUUCCUCCGUGUUCGGGAGCAGAUAAGAAGGCCCCGGCUGCUGUGAGAGCGGGCAAGACACAACAGUAGCGGCGGCGGUAGGUGGUUCAAAGAAGCAGUAGCUGCAGCAACAUGAAGCUCCACCCAACCACCCGGAGGUCGUUACUUCAUGGUUUUAACCAGGAAGUAACCUGUUUUUUACUGUUUUCCAAGCGCGCACUUCCCAAACUGGUAGGGAAGGUAAGUAGAUUUCACCCCUGGCUACCUGUAUUAUUUGUAUACAUAUAUGCCACUUCCUUUAUGAAACACUCAUUUUGUUAUGCACUGCAGAUUGAGGUAAGAAUAAACCAACCCACGCCUGGAAUACAAAUGCACAGACACUCUUGAGAUCUUUUAAUACAAAUAAAUCAACUGUGAGAGGGAUCGUGGAGACCUAGUGGACAACCAUUUAAAUAUGAGCCAGCAAUGUGCAGCAGCUGUCAAAAAAGCCACGAUGUAAAAAAGAUGUUGAGACUCUAGAAAGAGUGCAGAGAAGAGCAACCAAGAUGAUUAGGGGACUGGAGGCUAAAACAUAUGAAGAACGGUUGCAGGAAUUGGAUAUGUCUAGUUUAAUGAAAAGAAGGACUAGGGGAGACAUGAUGGCAGUGUUCCAAUAUCUCAGGGGCUACCUCAAAGAAGAGGGGGUCAAAGUAUUGUCCAAAGCACCUGAGGGUAGAACAAGAAGCAAUGCGUGGAAACUAACCUAGGACAGAUGCAACUUAGAACUAAGGAGAAAUUUCCUGACAGUUAGAACAAUUAAUCAGUGGAACAACUUGCCUCCAGAAGUUGUGAAUGCUUCAACACUGGAAGUUUUUAAGAAGAUGCUGGAUAACUAUUUGUCUGAAGUGGUGUAGGGUUUCCUGCCUAGGCAGGGGGUUGGACUAGAAGACCUCCAAGGUCCCUUCCAACUCUGUUAUUCUAUUCUAUUCUAUUCUAUUCUAUUCUAUUCUAUUCUAUUCUAUUCUAUUCUAUUCUAUUCUAUUCUAUUCUAUUCUAUUCUAAAAGCCACAGCCGGAGAAUCUAGGUAAGAGUUAUAUCAAACAAGAGCCUAACGUAACCUAUAGGCAAGCAAGUUUGAAUUUUUUUUUUAAAUUUGCAUUUAUAUCCCGCCCUUCUCCGAAGACUCAGGGCGGUUUACACUAUGUCAAGCAAUAGUCUUCAUCCAUUUGUAUAUUAUAUACAAAGUCAACUUAUUGCCCCCAACAAUCUGGAUUUGUGGGUGGUGGUGGGAUUUAAGUCCAAAUUCAACCCGGAGGGCUUUUAGUGAACAAAGAAAAUUUGCAGAUAGAGACUGGGUUGAGACUACGUCCUUUAAUACUCAAAUGUAUAAAGAUCACAACCAGGUGCAAAUCACUUUCUGUUCUACUCCUGGAGGGUCAUGGCUUGAUUAGAAAAAAAUGAAAUGCUUCUCAGGCUUAUAGUUGGAAGUUCCUCAAACUUUGCAAAACCCCGUCAGAUGAUGCCGAUGCCCUUCAAAACCGUGUGAU
This is a messenger RNA of Ahaetulla prasina, 5464 nucleotides long. RefSeq names its product probable G-protein coupled receptor 34. The transcript is spliced from 2 exons. Gene Ontology annotation, biological process: G protein-coupled receptor signaling pathway. The record is from RefSeq and is a predicted model, not a curated record. NCBI's taxonomy places the organism in Eukaryota, Metazoa, Chordata, Lepidosauria, Squamata, Colubridae. The coding region runs from base 38 to 1051 and encodes 337 amino acids. Gene Ontology annotation, cellular component: membrane. Gene Ontology annotation, molecular function: G protein-coupled purinergic nucleotide receptor activity.